Cuscuta campestris is the source of this 587-nucleotide messenger RNA. Lineage: Eukaryota; Viridiplantae; Streptophyta; Magnoliopsida; Solanales; Convolvulaceae. The record is from the annotation of a GenBank genome assembly.
GGAAUCCCAAAGAGAAAAUCAUCUCUGUCCUGGUGCCAGUAAUGCACACUUGCGCAAUUAGUGCCCAAUGGGUGGACAGUUGCAGGUCUUAGAAGCUGGAGACAUUACAUUCUACAUUGGUUGUAGCAGCUGCAAUAGAAAAGUGAACUACAUAGAAGGAAUCAAUUUUAAAUGCAUGCUGUGUGGUGACCCUGAAACAAAAACAAUUAAGAGAUUCAGAAUUCUGGCUGAAAUAAAAGAUGAGCUUAGUGCUCUACAGGUCACACUCUUCACCGACACACUUGAAAAGAUUGUACGAGCACUUGAAUUGAAUACACCAAUGGAGUUCAUAAAAUGCGUGGAUUUGAACAACAGUCUUGAAUCUCAGAAGGUGACAGCUGCAGUGAAACAACCACCUCGCACCGAACAAACAUCUGCAUCGAAGAUAUUCUCAGUUCAAUGCCUUUACGACCUCCGUGAUGAAAAAAACAACAAGUCCAACCCUUAAGAGAAAGCUGAAAGUGGAAGAACCUAGUCCCAAAAAACAGUGCUGAGACAUUUCAUCAUGGUAGAAGCCUUUUGGGCUUAGAUCCUGCUAGGUUGGAAAC